AUGCCUACACUCGUGAUAGAGAGACUCCUCUCCAAGUUAUCCUGGAUUAGCGAGCAGUCGUCGCCAUUUCGCCGCUGGACCACCGGCAGCGGCGCCGGCAGCUCCUACCGCCAUCAAGAUCACCGCAACAUCUACAAUAAGCAAAUGAGCGAAGGCGCGGGCGGCGUGAGCGGCGCCAGCGGCGGCGUGGCCCGAUGGUCCCUGGGGCUGGAGCAGCUGCUCGCGGACCCGGCUGGGGCGGCGGCCUUCGCCCACUUCCUCGCCAAGGAGUUCGCGGCCGAAAACAUAAGGUUCUGGUGGUCCUGCGAGCAGUACUCGCGCAGCGCGGCCACGGCUCGCGAGCAGCUGGCGGCGGAGAUCUGGGCGCGGCACCUGGCCGACGGCGCGCCGGAGCCGGUGAACGUGGACGCGGCGGCGAGGAGGGCGGCCGCCUCCAGGCGCCAGCUGCGCCCGCCCCCGGAUGACCUGUUCCUGCAGGCUCAGAAGCAGAUCUUCAACGUGAUGAAGUUCGACAGCUACCCGCGCUUCCUGCGCUCGGGCGUGCACGCCGAAUGUGCGCGGGCGGACCUGCGCGGCCUGCCGCCGCCAUACGCGCCGCAGGAGGACGCCACACCCACCAAGCUGAAGAAGUCCGCGUCGAACGCGUCGGAGCGGAGAAGGAGCGGCGGCGCCUCGUUGCUGCCGUGGAAGCUGCGCGGCGCCUCGCGCGAGCGGCCCCAGCCCCAGCAGGAGCAGCCCCUGGCCGACGUGGUGAAAAGCGGUGGCGGGCAGGGGGCCAGCGCUCUGUGCCGCGUGGUGCUCCCAGACGGGGCGACGUCGGUGGUGGGGGUGGAGGAGGCGCUGCCCGUCAGGAGGCUGGUGGACCGGCUGCUGCAGCGGCGGAACCUGCCCGUGCUGGCCUACGAUGUGCUGCUACGCGACGACCAGGGCGUGUGGCGCGCGGUGGAGGCGGGCGGCGCGUCGUCGGCGCUGGCGGGGCGCGAGGCGCGCGUGGAGCGGCGCGCGGUGGUGCGGCUGGCGCUGGGCGCGCGCGUGCUGGCCGUGCGCUGCCGCGGCGCGCGCCCGCUGCGCCACGUGCUGCGGCCCGUGCUGCGCCGGCACGCGCCCGCCGCCGCGGCGGUGCUGCGCGACGGCCGGCCCGUGCACCCCGACACGCCCGUGCAGGAGCUGGACGGCGCUCUGCUGGAGAUCGUGGAGAUGUGCGAGGGGGGCGAUGCGGUGGCGGGGGCGGGGGCGGUGGCGGGGGCGGGGGAGUUGCGCGACGACGACGCCGACUCGCUCUCAGACCUCGCCGUCAGACUGCACGACGACGCCGAGCAGAUGAGCAUAUCGAGCCGGGGCCGAAGCGAGUGCAGCAGCAAUGCCCCGAGCCUGAACGGCGCGGGGGGCGGCGGUUCGGGGGGCGUCGGCGGUUCGGGGGGCGUUGGGGGCUCCGGUGGCGCGGGGGGCGUGGGGGGCGCUGCGGCUGCGGGGGCGGAGGCCGGCCGCGUGCGCGCCGCGCUCCGGCCCGGCCCGCCCCUGCACCACCACCCGCCCGAGUUCCUGGAGAACCUGCGCGAGAAGCAGCGCCAGCGCCAGAGCCCGAGGACCCCUCCCCCGCUGCCGCCGAAGCCCGCGCCCCGCCCCGCCCCCACCGUGGUC
Molecule: messenger RNA, 1641 nt
Organism: Iphiclides podalirius (scarce swallowtail)
Lineage: Eukaryota; Metazoa; Arthropoda; Insecta; Lepidoptera; Papilionidae
Source: the annotation of a GenBank genome assembly